AGCAUCAAGCUCUAAAUAACGUAAAAAAAAUUGUAGCCAAAAGUGGGUACCACAGUGAUAAAAUAUUGGAAACAGAUAAUGAACUUGCUGAUGAUGAAAAAAAGAAAAGGAUUCAACAUUCUCUUGAUAACAACCACAAUAAUCAUAAAACUGAUAUUGAUGAUAACUCAACAUCACCAGUUAGAGCUUUUAGCUAUGCUAGUGGUGACUCUGAUAAUUAUUUAGAGUCUGGUGCUAUUGUUCUUGAUACAUAUUUUGUAUCUGGUUCUGCCCUAUCUAGUUCUGCUCCAUCUAGUUCUGCUCCCGAUAUAUAUUCUGGGUUUGGGUCUAGAUCUGGUGCUAUUGCUUCUAAUACUAAUGCUGCCUCUAAUACUAAUCAAUAUGCUGCUCUCAAUACUAAUUGUUAUUCUGCUCCUGAUACUAACCACUAUGCUGCUUCCAAUGCUAAUUGUUUUGAUGCCCCCAAAAAUAAUCAUUCUGCUGCCCCUAAUACUAAUUGUUCUGAUACAAAUAAUCACUCUACUGCCCCUGUUAUUAAUAUUAAUGCUCCUGAAACAAUUUGCAAUAGAAGUUUUUCCAGUAUUACUCUUAAUAUUAUAUCUUACAAUUUUUAA
Messenger RNA from Dentiscutata heterogama, 614 nucleotides. NCBI's taxonomy places the organism in Eukaryota, Fungi, Glomeromycota, Glomeromycetes, Diversisporales, Gigasporaceae. The record is from the annotation of a GenBank genome assembly.